CCCGUGGCUGGCAAUGGCGCUGCGCCUGGCCAUCGCGGUGCCGGCCACACUGUGGCGCAUCCUGGUUCCUCUUCGUCAAAACGCAAUCCCAUCACCAGCAUCAACGCAGCCCCAUCGCCAACACCAACGCUCCGAAGCGACUGCAUCCUCAGGCUGCGCCCGCCGCCGUUCGGAUCCGCCAGACACACGCCAUAUCAUUCUACGCCUGCGCCUCCUUGCAUUCUACAUUUCUUGUCCAAAACCUGCUAAUCAGGAGGGAUCUCUAUCGAGAAAGGUAGCCACCGAUACCCCAAGCUGGCCAUCAUGUCCCAACAAGCCGGUGCAUCCUUCGAUGCUCAGCACCCAAAUCACAGCCCGCCAGAAACCGACGACCAAGAAUACGCCUUUGGGGAUGCCGUCGAUGACGCUGAAGUUGAUAACCUCGACGCCGCCGACCCUGUUGAUGCCGCAGGCCUCUCUGAACCAGCGGACCUGGCUGCCCAGCGCAGCCAAGAUGAGCUUGCCUUUGAUGCCGAAGGGCUUGAAGCCGACGAGCGAUACGACGAAUAUGCCGAUCUGCCAGAUCAAUACGACCACGACACAGAUCCGAACGCCGAUCAUGGGCAUGGUCUCGAAGGCGAAGACGCUGUCCAUGUCAGCGAAGAUGUCGAUCCCGACGACAGAAAACCUCAUCACGAGACCGAUGAAGAAGCGGCCCUGGAAGAAACCGGUGCGGACGUCGCUGUAGAAUAUUCCGAGCUCGCUGCUCCCCAAGCUGAAGAAGCCUCUGGCGACAAUACAGAUUAUCUUGAAUCCCACGCGGUCGGGGAAUUGGUCGAAACCGAAGACUACGACAACGAGCGUGAACCCAACGAUGACGCCGCCACGUAUGCCCAUCAACAUGUGGUCCAAGAUGCACCCGAGUAUCUCACGGGGGAUCGCACGUCCCAUGUCGAGCCCACGGCACCCGAUCUCCAUGCCGUUGCUGGGGAAUCCGGCGACUACGAGACAUACGAUGCAGACCAUGAUCAUAUGGAAGAUGACCAAGCUGUGGCAAUCCACGACAGAGAGCACAGGAUCGGUGGAGAGGGCGACGAUGCUGCAGGGGCGAGCCAGGUGGGAACAGGGGAUGGCGCGGGCGACAGUGCCGAGGAGGCAAGUCACAAUGCGAACGAUGCAGACGAAGCGACGGCCGCCGCCAGCCACAGGGCUGACGGAGCCGAGGAUAUCGAGAACAUCGAGGAGCCAUACGAAGUCGGAUAUGCCAAUUUGGCUGUCAUUAUGGAGCUUCGUGGACGACGAUACUGCCUAUUCGACAACACCGGCCUUGCCGAUGACGACGGUGCCGAAAGCGGCCCGAUCGCCGAGGCGGACGUAUAUUGCACAGGAGAGGAGUGGGGAGACGCUUUUGAGAAGCCGCUAACCAACUUUAUUUCAGACCUCAAGCAAGAGUUUGAGCUCUCUCGGGACGUUGUUGCAGAUCUGCCCCAGCUCAAGUUAUCGAUCCCAGAGGGCUCGGCCUACGGCCAGAGCCUCUGUCUGAACAAGCUCUAUGACUACCUAUGGGCGUAUCGGACUGCAACACACGACGGCAGCGAGGCACCGUUGAUCCUGCGGCUGACCGAACUGGACGGCUGUCUCGAAACCCAGCUUCAAUACUACCAGUCCUUGGUCCACGCCGAUGACGAGCUUGGUGGCGAUGGUGUCGAGGAGUACGGCGAGGACGAGCACGGCCACGAGGCGGAUGCGUUCGAAACAACGGAGCCGCUGGAGCCCCACGACCCAGAAUCAUCAUUCUACGACAAUGAAGAAGCCGAACCGCACGACUAUAUCUCUGACAAUACCACGGGAUAUUUUGAAGCCGCAGGCGAUGGUGGCCAUGGAGAGGAAGGCUACGAUCCGUACCUCUUACCUCACGAAGACGAGGACCGCGGCGUCGAUACACAUACGCAAGCCAGCGAUGAUGUCAAGCGUAAACUCCAGUCCGAAGACCCAGCAGUAGCAGAAUCGGCAAAACGAAUCCGGCACUGAACCUGGCGCGUGUUGGGAGCGGCGAUGGGAUCCUGGCUGCAGCAGAUGCAAUCUGCGGAUCAAUGCGUGGCAGGAUCAAUGCGUGGCCGAAUCAAUGCGGUCGGAUCAAUGCGGCUGGACGAGCAAAUGUGGGUUCGGGCCGACAUGGCUGGUUGUGCAGUAGCCGCUUGAGUCAAGCCACAGCGUUCACAAAAUGAAACGAGACAUCGGAUUGCUGCAACGCAUUCUUGGAUGGGAAUGCGCGCCUGGUGCUGGACAGGGACUCUGCAUCCCGUCCCUGGAGGCUGCGGCCGGCCAAGCACUCUGAACAGUCCAGGCGCCUCCGGCUGCUUGUCCUGGUGGCCUGGAGCAACGGCUGCAGGUCUCCACCAAGCGAUUGCAUCUCCAUGACCCGUGGAUGC
Molecule: messenger RNA, 2411 nt
Organism: Polychytrium aggregatum
Lineage: Eukaryota; Fungi; Chytridiomycota; Chytridiomycetes; Polychytriales
Exons: 6
Coding region: 304-2010 (568 amino acids)
Source: RefSeq, a predicted model, not a curated record